Messenger RNA from Papilio xuthus (Asian swallowtail), 1239 nucleotides. RefSeq lists its product as uncharacterized. NCBI's taxonomy places the organism in Eukaryota, Metazoa, Arthropoda, Insecta, Lepidoptera, Papilionidae. The coding region runs from base 79 to 780 and encodes 233 amino acids. The record is from RefSeq and is a predicted model, not a curated record. The transcript has 2 exons. Gene Ontology annotation, cellular component: transcription regulator complex; nucleus. Gene Ontology annotation, biological process: regulation of transcription by RNA polymerase II. Gene Ontology annotation, molecular function: DNA binding.
CCGCGACCGGCGGCGAAGUUCGAGCGUGUUCACGUAGUUGGCGUUUUAAUCAAAAGUAACAUUUUCUGCACAACCAACAUGCAAAAUAUCAAUACGGAGACUUUUAUAAAUGAAGUAAUGAAUCGCCCAGCAAUUUGGUGCUCUACAAACGCACAAUAUAAAAAUAAAAACGUUGUAAGAAAAAAGUGGGAUGAAAUAUUGAAGCUAUUCCCAGGAUCAAAAGUGGUUGAUUUAAAAAAGAAGUGGAAGAACUUACGAGACCAUUACCGCAAGGAAUUAAAAAGAUGUUCUGUUAGCCGAUCAGGUGAUCCGGACGGAGAAAGGUACGAAUCAAGCUGGAAAUAUUUUCACAACAUGAGCUUCACUAAAGAUGAAUUAAUACCGGUAGCUAGCGAAGUUAAUGUGAAAGAAGAAGAAAAAGACAGUGAAGAUGACAACAGCGCAAGCGCAGAAGAAGAUUAUACAGAAACAAACGUAGAAAGUAAAAAAGAACAGGACACGGAACAAAUAGGAAAUGAAAGAAAACGAACAGCACAAGAUCUUAGACAAGAAUAUUUAGAAAUUGAAAAGAAAAAGUUGAAACUACUCGAAAGCGAAACACAACGUCAUAGCACAGAUGAUAUUUCUAAAUCCCAGGAUUAUCACUUCUUAAUGAGCCUUUUACCAGAAAUUGAAAAACUUCCACUUGUAAACAAAUUUAGAUUACGAAAUAGGUUUAAUGAUGUACUUCUCGAGGAGUUACAUUCUAUUGUUAUUACUCCACAUUAUCAGACUGAUUAGAAUCAACCUUUCUAAUUAUUAAUUUCACGUGUAUCGUAAUAACACGAUAAUAUUGACUUUAUAAGAAACACAAUUGAAUAACAAAUAUAAGAGUGUAAUAUAAGAAAAUAUUUACAUAUUAGUAUCUUUUUAUUUCCAAUCAAACUUACUUGGUGACUUCAAAGACAUUCAAAAACAAAAAUUUUCAAUGAAGAAGUCAAAAUUGGAAAUUCUGUCAUGUCUUUUAGAUAGUGCGAUUAUAUAAAAAACUCAUAUUAACUCUCAUAACAAGCGUAAAAGACCACACAUACGUCACGUCACCGCUCGUCGCCUCUCGCCACCACGCCGCUAGUAACCACGUAGGCCACAAUCGUCUACGUGGCUAUUGCCAGUAGUUAGUUGCCGUGCACAUGAGCUGCGGAAGUGACGUCACUUACCUAGUGCAUUGUGAAUGAACCGCAUGCUAGUACCGCUACUCUU